AUGCGGAAAGAAGAGCCGGACCUCGAGGACGAGGCCCUGAAGGCAGAGUUGGCUUCCUUGGCCGCGCUGCGCGCGCAGCGGGAGAAGGAGGCCCCGAGCGCGCCGCGGUCCGAGAGGGCCACGCCGAGAGCUACGCCGAAGGCCACGCCGAGGGCGGAGAUUCGCAUCACUGGCGCCACCGCGGAUGCUCUGCUGUCCAGGGCGGAGCAGGCAGAAAACACCGUGGACCGGGAGAUCGAAGAGAUGGAUCGGGAGCUGCAGCGGCAAGUGGCGGAGUUCCGCAAGCAGCAGCGGCGCGAUUCGGAGACUUCGCAGACCCCCUGCGAGGACAGCGCAGAGCCCGCCCCGUGCCCCCCCAGCUUCACGGACGUCCACGAAAGUGCCGAGUUGCGCGAGCUCAAGGACCUCGCUGCCAAGAUGGAGGAGGCCUUCCCAGAAGGUGAGGGCGCCGCGCCGUCCCCGCCGACUGUUGUGGAUGGCGAGGCACAACAGGUGCCAGAUGCAGAGCUUGAGGACACGGAGGUGACGGAGUUCAAAAGCUUGCUCGAUCAGCUCGACCUCCGUCUGAGGGCGCUGCAAAGCAAAGAGGUGCUCAAGCUGCCCCUGGAUGAGGCGCCGGCAUCCUUGGUCCCCAAAGGCGUGGUGGACACAUUGGAGGGGCUGCGGUCCCAGAACCGCUACCUGCGCGAGCAGUUGGGAUCUGAGCGGCGGAAAGGAAAGCUGGGCUUGGACCACAAGUUGCUGCAGAAGUGA
Molecule: messenger RNA, 753 nt
Organism: Symbiodinium natans
Lineage: Eukaryota; Dinophyceae; Suessiales; Symbiodiniaceae
Source: the annotation of a GenBank genome assembly